GCAAAGAGGCAGGGAGAGAGAAGGACGUGGAGAGAGGCUAAGAGAGUGAGAGACCAACAGAGAGCAAGAGAGAGUCAAACUGCUGCCACAGACUGGGAGUAGUUUCUGCUGUGGGGAUUGAAACAGACAAAUGUAGAAACAAAGGACCUAGAAAGAGGUUUAGAGAAGGAAAAGAGGACAGAAUCAACAACUAUUUGACUUCAGCAUGUCAUUUUAAAUUUGGCUUUUUACAAAGGACUAACAGAAAGAAGAAGUGACCUUUGGGAUGUUAAGUGCUUUUGUAUAGACGAAGAGAGAAAUCACUGCAGCUCUGAGGUCAAGCUGCUCUUGACCACUGACAAAGGACUAACCCUGCAUCAUAAGGGCGACAUCUGACUCACCUGGUUGAACAGGUUUUGCAAAGAGCAGCAGUUGGGGGCCAAGUAACAAUCUAAGGGGUGGGCACCAACAUCAACAGAAAAUUAGCUUCAACAAACUUGCAAAAGUUGAACCUCAACAAGUGGAAGCCUCACGUGGAUUGACCAGCAGCUGACAAAGCGUUGUUACAGUGAAGAUGACAUUUGCUAUGCUGCGCACUGCGCCUCCAGCAGGCCGCUUCUUGUACGGCGAUAUCGCCCUCCUUUCUGAAGAUGAUGAUGAGAACGGGAGCGAGGGGUCAGGCUCUGAGGAGCGUAACACCAACUCCUCUAACUUCCGCCUGUCCUCCUCUUCGCCAUCUGCCUUUCACAUCAAGGUGAACAGGAAGAGGAAGCUGUGUGGGACAGGAGGGGGUGGAGGGGUAGAUGUAGGGGGCAUGAUGGGGAGGCUCGUCCCCCAGGGGUCCCCUAUCCCUGGGGAGGGUCGCCAGAGGACCGCAGCCAACGCGCGGGAGAGAGAUCGCACCAAUUCUGUCAACACAGCGUUCACAGCGCUGCGCACGCUCAUCCCCACCGAGCCUGCAGACAGAAAGCUGUCAAAGAUCGAGACGCUACGUUUGGCCAGCAGCUACAUCAGUCACCUGGGGAACGUCUUGCUCCUGGGCGAGGGGCUUCAUGACGGACAGCCGUGCCACGCUCCCUCACCACCGUUCUUCCACGUCAACUCCUCCCCCAACCGAGGAUCCGACCAAUCAGCUCAGCCAAAGCACAUCUGUACUUUCUGCCUCAGUAACCAGAGGAAAAUGAACAAAGACAGAGACAGGAAGACGGCCAUCAGAAGUUAACAAUGAGGACACAACCACAUGGAUGAAAUGCUCGUCACUCUGACAGUGCUGUCAGUGAUCUCACAGUUACUGCAACGUGAAGACUUGCCAGACUUGUGAUGCAUUUCAAAGACUUUUGAAGGACUUCUUUAGCACUUCCAGGACUUUUCAAGGAACUUAACCAAGCAUUUCUUUUUUUUCUUACCUUUUAUAUCACUUUACAAGAACUUUUUGUUCUUUUUAGGGUGUUUUCAAAUAUGUUUGAAACACUUCUGAGAAGUUUAACAGUACUUUUAAAGGGCUUUCAGACGCUUAUCAAGACCAUGAUGAACCUUUCAACAACAUUAAUAUGAGACUUUUUACUGUAUUGUUCAAAGACUCAGUGACUCUUUGAGUCUAAGGAACUUCUGGCACAUGAUCGAAAAACACACAGAACCUAUGAAAGACAAAUUUGUACUCAUCGAAAGCUGUGUGUUAUUAAUGUGUAAACUGAAAUAUAAAUGUAUAUUUAUGUGACAUAGCAUUAUAUAAUGAAACUAUGUUAUUUAACCGGCAUUGACAUUGAUGACAAAUAAUGUAUAAAAGUACAAAACAUUGGCUAUUGACACAAUUUAUGGUAUUACGGAAAAAAAAUACCCCACAAAAAACAUGCUGGAACUUAAGUUGUAUUGGUUAUUUCUAAUAAUCAUCUCUGAAAAUGUCCUAAUGCUGGAAAAUAACUCAAGAUGACCAAUAAAUUGUUUGUAUA
This is a messenger RNA of Epinephelus lanceolatus (giant grouper), 1928 nucleotides long. Its product is annotated as basic helix-loop-helix transcription factor scleraxis-like. Lineage: Eukaryota; Metazoa; Chordata; Actinopteri; Perciformes; Serranidae. Gene Ontology annotation, biological process: regulation of transcription by RNA polymerase II; developmental process. Gene Ontology annotation, molecular function: protein dimerization activity; DNA-binding transcription factor activity, RNA polymerase II-specific; RNA polymerase II transcription regulatory region sequence-specific DNA binding. The record is from RefSeq and is a predicted model, not a curated record.